Linnemannia hyalina is the source of this 7122-nucleotide messenger RNA. Lineage: Eukaryota; Fungi; Mortierellomycota; Mortierellomycetes; Mortierellales; Mortierellaceae. The record is from the annotation of a GenBank genome assembly.
AUGGAGACGGGUGGUUUCCAUGGACGGGGCUUCUCUGCCGGGUCUGAUCCGGACGACUCUUCGUAUCACGAAACCUCAUCGACCACCACCAACAACACCAUCACCCCAACCUCCUCAACUCGGCGCUACUCGGUUGCGGGUGUGAUCCGCUCCUUGUUUCACGCUGUUCUCGUCCAGGACACCGAGCACCUCGAUCAUGUCCUCUCCAGCCUCUCACUCGAUCCCAACAGGAUCCGCAACAAGGAGCACAAAACGAUGCUGAUGGUCGCUGCAACGGACAAUAAACAUCGUGUUCUACGAUACCUUUUGGCACUACCCUCGAUCGACGUCGACCUCCAAGAUGACGAGGGCGAGACAGCCCUCUACCAAGCCGCUGCGGCUGGCUCAACCGAGUGCGCGCAGCUUCUCCUGUUGGCAGGUGCAUCGGCAAGCCUAGGCAACGAGGAAGCGAUCACGCCCCUGAUCAUCGCUUCUUACAAUGGGUUCUUGACGAUAUGUCGACUGCUCAUCUCCAUCGGACACGCCAAUGUCAACCAGCAAGACAACACUCGAAAAUCUGCACUCCUCCUCGCCUCCUACGCUGGGCAUAUCGAUGUCAUGGCCCUACUUAUCGAGCAGGGCGCCUCAUUGAACAUUUUGGAUCAAUACGGCUGGUCUUCCUUGAUGCUUGCAGCCUAUGCCGGCAAGCUGGACGCAUGCAAGCUGCUACUCACCCAAGGAGCCGAUCCUCAUAUCAAGACGGCCAACGGGAAGAACGCGCGUAGUCUCUCGUGGGAUGCUGGCCACAAGUCGAUUGCUGUCUAUAUCACAAGGCGUAUCUCACGAGAAGGCAGCAGUGGCGGAGGCGCGAGCUCUAUUAUGUCGACCACAUCCGGACCAGGGUCGAGUAUGAGUACACGGACGUUAAUCCAGCAAAUGUUGCCACCAACACCUCGAUCACCGUCUCGGAGGACACAUUCACCAGCACCUUCAUUACCAUCUGUGCCAGAGGAAGCACAGGAGGAGGAUCACUACAGGCCACGACGUUCGUUCUCGGGAUACAACAGCACCAUUUCUCGUCACUCUGGACUCUCUUCGCGAUUGAGCGCACCACUCAAAGCCCGUCGUCACCAGUCUCUUCCAGCAGUACCUGUUCCACUCCAGCCGUCCGAUACUGCACCUUCGCUACCACCUCUCCCUACGAUCGGACAAGAUCUCUCUGCCAUUUUCAUUGAGCCCAAGGACAACCUGCCCAAUUCUAUACUUGAGGCUAGCCCGGCUGACGAAGCAGCAGCACCAUCCAACAUCCAGGACCAGCACGAUCACGUCGAGGAACCAACCCCUACAUCACUGGCAGUCAAAGAGCCCGCUAUUUCCGAGAAAUCUCGACCACGGAUACCAUGGCGGGCGUCAACAACAGCACGGAUCUACAGCAUGCACAGGAGAGGCCUCAUUCCACGAUAUGGCACCAAGCACGUCCGUUACUACACCGAGAGCAGCCUCGAAAACACUGAUCCCAUCAUCAAUCGGUCUGGCUCCAACUAUCAUCAGCGACGCGUGCGACUUCAGAAGAGAUCCAGCAACAGUCUCGCGGAACGAGCUAAAGAGAAGGACAUGGAGAGCGACAUCAAUCGGCGGAUACGAGAGCAUAUGCAACUGAUCGAGCGCAACCGCAACCACAUCUGGGUUACCCUCUCCAACCUAUGGACGGCAUGUUGUCCGGCAAAGGUGUUAUCAAAGUCCUGGAGCGCGGAUAGGCAGCAAGAUUGGCGCGAGAAAGUCACCCUUUCCUCUCUGAUCACUGGUCUCACUAUCCUCUUUGGAUUCCUCGCGUUUGGAUUGGCCCUUUUGACGUGUAGGCCGCACUCGAGGGAAGUUCUCUCGACAUCGGAAUUUGCCACGCGGUACGGAAGCAAUUCUGAGAAUCCCAGUCGUUUGGCGACAAUACGAGGCGUUGUUUAUGAUGUGGAUUCGUUCUUUGCACAGGGAUCUCAUCCGUCACCAGCAUCAGGAGGCGCAACAUCUGCAGCAAUCAACUCGUACUUAACCGCACACUAUGGAGAUGAUAUGUCAGUAUUGUUCCCACCUCCGGAUCUGUCAGACACCUGUCACCUUUUUGGAUCAAUCACCAACUUUGGAAAAUGCUCAGUCAACAGCACAGCGGUCAACCACUGCCACUCGUUCGCCCCGUCUUCCAACGGCAUGCUGCGCCAGUUCGAGAGGAGCGAUGUGGUGAUCACAUACCACUGGACCGACAUUGCAGAUUCGACGUCACGGAAUCUAUUUGUCUAUGAUGGAUCAGUAUUUGAUGCUACCGACUACUUGGCUCAGGUACCCGGUCCCACAAUAAGCGCGCUUGAGAUCUCUCGGAUGUACUGGAUCAAGAGCCUCAUCGGCCGGGAUGCAACACUCGCUGUCCGGAAACAAGCCAACUACAAGGACAUUGCUCGCUGCUUCCAAGGCUUCUUCAAGGUCGGCGUGCUUUCUGGCGAACCAGCCGGUGGAUGCUUGGCAUCGCUUGUCAUCAACACGUUUUCGCUGGCGAUUCUCUUUUUGAUCACCUUCAUGCGUCUGGGCUCUGCAUUGGUCUACUGGUUUGUCUUUUCGCAGUCCACCAGGACAGAGUCUGGCAAAGGAUCUUCUGGCUCGACUACUGGAGCCACCAGCAACAAGAACAACAACAGCGCUGACAGCGGCGACAGUAUUGAUACCGAGAAUCACGUCCUCAUGCUGGUGACCUGUCAGGCCACGGAUCAAGAUGACCAAAUCAGGAGCACGCUGGAUUCCCUCGCCUUGGCCGACCACGACGACGGCCGCAAGCUUCUCUUGGUCAUGGCAGACGCUACCUGGGGUGCUGACGGGAAGCGUUCUCAGGCGUCACUAGCCUGCCUGCGUCUAAUGCAACCAUCGACGCCCAUCGAGUCGGAAAAACUGCCCCUGUCGUCGCUCUCAAACGAUCCAUUCUCAGAGGAUAUCUACUCUGGCUACUAUGUGGUUGAUUCCCGUCGGAUCCCCUAUGUCCUUGUCCUCCGCGCCCCAGACCAAGACCUAGUUCAAGAGGAGUAUGCGACCUGGUGGAAAAAGAAGUUGAUAUUGAGAUGGCUCUAUCGCGUCUGCUUCAACGAACCUAUGUCGUCCUUUGAGUAUGCGUUGUUUGAGCGAGUGCGGUGGUUGAUGGGUGGUGGGAGCGGACCGGACGUCUUUGACAUGCUGCUUGUGGCAGAGGCUGGGAUCGAGUGUGACCGCCACAGCCUGAGUCGAAUGGUUGGUACCCUGAGGAGAAACGAGAAAGUCAUGGGUGUCUGUGCUCAGCGAGUCAUCUCCAACGCCACCGAGAACUGGUUGGCGAGAGUGCAGGACUAUGAGAACCACUUGUCGUCUCAGUUCACUAGUGCUUUUGAGUCCACCUUGAGUGCUGUCCAAUGUCUGCCAAGUCGCUUCUCGCUGGUGCGGAUCAAGCUCCGGUGCCACCAAGGGUCUCAUUAUCCAGGCCCUGUCAAGCUUGACAAACGCAACUCAGAUGAAACGUCCGCCUUUUCCGACACAGACGAUGAUGACAAGAUCCUGGCUGAGGUGAAAGGGGAGGAAGGGCGAGACGUUGAGUUUGGUGAAGCUGAUGGCAAUGUCGACGGAGGAGCAGCAGAGGGUCACCAGGACAGCACUAAGCGGAUCAAGCGACAGCGGUUGCUCAAGAAGAUAAUGGCUUCCGAGGAUGUCCAGUACUCGAUCCCCAUCCUAGUCCACCCUGAUGUGAUCUCCUGCUUUGUAGGCAAUAAGGCUCGCACUCUGCAUGAGCGGAGCCUCCUUCUCCAGGGAGCUGAGGACCGGUACCUGACAGGCCUGUUGCACCAGACCUUCCCCGACCGUCGCAUCGUCUAUGUCCCUCAAGCGGUCUAUCGUUCGAGAGUAACGCCUGAUCUGCAAUCCUUCCUUCAGGAACAAGGUCGUUUGCUGGCAAGCUCCUUCCACGCUCUUUGGCGCCAGAUCUGGAUCUCGGAAUUGCGAGCUUUGGCCCUCUAUGUUUGUUUCCACUCAACUGAAGCCAUUGGGGUGUCGUCUGCAGAAAAUGGGAUGGACACGCCGAGAAAGUCGGAGCGCAGACUUCGACACUGGGCAGAAUGGCAUACGAUGCGUCAUAGAAGCAAGGUUCAGAGUCAGAGUCCAAGUCGGAAUCAGAGUCCUAGCCAGAGUCUUCGCCGGCACAAGAGUCUCUCACGCGUUGGUGGUGCUAGUAGUGGCAGCGGCGUUGGGUCACCCGGGUCCCCGUCGAUGCUGUCCUUGGAGAAAUGGACAGAGGUCUUUGAGGACCCUAACCUGAGUCUUGACUCUCUCAAGGCUCGUGCUCUUUCACAACACUCGAACAUGGGUAUCGAUGGCAUUCGUUCUGUCUGCUGGAAGGUGUAUUUGGGCUGCAUACCCACACUCGAGAUUUCAACAUGGCCGUUUGCGAUGACGACGGAGCGUGAGCGAUAUGUUGAGCUUCGACGAAAGUAUAUCCGAGCCAUUGGAGCCGAUGAUGGACCUGAGCCGGAUCUGGAACUCAACAACCCUCUUAGUUUGGCGGAGGACAGUCCCUGGCAACAGUUCUUUGUUGACUCGGAGCUCAAGAAGAUCAUCAAGCAGGAUGUCGAGCGAACUUUCCCAGACAACGACUACUUUCGAUCGGAAAAGGUUCAGGAUCAAUUGAACGACAUUUUGUUUAUCUAUUGCAAAAUCAACCACGACGUGUCCUAUCGCCAAGGAAUGCACGAGCUGUUGGCUCAUAUUCUUUGGGUUGUUUCCUCCGAGAGUCUUGAUACCCAAAGCAACCCAGAGGCAUCCUCGGAUGCGGCGCUGGAUGUGAUGAGGAGCGUACUUGACGCAAAGUUCAUUGAACAUGACACAUUUGCGCUCUUCCAGAGUCUCAUGAGUCGUGCGAAGCCAUGGUACGAAUUCAGCGACGAAGGAUUUGCGAGCAAACGACCCAGGCUUCCUAACAACGCGCACAGCGCCCAGCCAUUUGGAAAGUCAGACACGCCCGAGCCACCGCCAGGAAAGCAGACCCCUGUCAUUGAAUGGUCCAUGAGGAUCUUUCAUUAUUUGGAGAGAGUCGAUAAUGAGCUCUACCUGCACCUCAAGAGUUUGGAGAUCCAGCCUCAGCUGUUCGGAAUUCGUUGGUUCCGAUUGCUCUUUGGACGAGAGUUCCCCAUGGAAGAUGUUUUGAACCUGUGGGACGGGAUCUUCGCAAAGGAUCCAAGUCUGAACAUCUGUAUAUUUAUCGGACUUGCGUUGUUAUUGAGGAUCAGGGAUGAACGUGAGUAUAUCGACGAACUCUUGGACACCAUGCUGGAGGAGGAUUUCGCAGGCUGCUUGCACAAGUUGAUGCGGUACCCGUCGGUUAAAGAUGUGAAUCAAUUUAUUCCACAAGCUUUGCGUCUUCAAAAGAUGCCAAAUGCAGCGGGCGGACAGGAUGUCAUUCGACAGAACUACAUCCUUGCAGGAAAGCCUUUGCCGCCACUGCCACCAGUUCCCGACGCGGACCAGUACCACCAACAGCAGCAACAACAUCACCAGAACCCAUACCAGCAACAUCAACAAAACCGAGACGCCUCACCUUCACCUAUACCUCAGCAGCGGCGUCAACAGCAAGGAGGGCAUCAUCAGGAUCACCACAAGACUCAGUCUGGAAGUUUCCCUGGAAAUGGUGUUUUGAGUCAGCAUUUACCCCCGGCAGCGUUGGAUGCCAUCAAGCCUGUAGCUGAAGGAUUUGUUCAUGUGACAAAGAAUGUGUUGGAGAGCAAGGGAGGCGCGGCCCUGAACAAGGCAAUCCACGACAUGAAGAAAAAUACCCAAUCAUAUAUCCGGAAGGCUAAUGCACCACAUACAGCUUCGCCUCCUCCAAACUUUCCCCCGAUGUUUGAACAGGCUGUCUCAUCCGUCAGUCGACAGCCUGCCUUGACUCGUCAACACGCACCUCCUCCUCAUCAGCAGACAGCAAGGCAGCAACCUUACCAGGACAGUCACACUAACGCUGGAGGAGGGAGCAGCAACAAUACCGACAUUCAACUUCAGUCUCAGCUGGGGCAGAUUGUGGCUAAGGCUCUUGUGAUCUUGGAGUCUGAGUUCGUGUCACCAUCGACUGGAGAAGAAGUCACCAGGGAGUCGACGACGACGACUGCCAAUUCUUCAUCAAAGGAGAGCCCGGAUGUUGGAUCCGGUAAAUCGCCAUCCAAGGCGGCCCUUGCAGCGAUUUCUGGUCUCGAGCAUGUGCGUGAUAUCCUUUUGGGCUUUACCAAGGACCUGGACCCCCUCGUGAUCGAGACUGGCAUGCUGGACAAACCUGCCGUUGUGGCCUCUCCUGCUCCUGCUCCUGCGCCCAAGGCCCACAGUUCACCAAACACAUCAGCCCAGGCACCAGUGGAACGAACUCCGAUCAAUGCAGCAAGACAGGAUACCCUCCAGCCCAACAAUACCAGGAACAGCCCAUCGCGAUCUACAAGCGACAGUUCGAUUAUUGAGCGACAAGGUAUUUCACGGAACUCUAGCCAGGCGAGCGAUCUCAGCGGGCUCAGUAGUAGUGGCGAUCCACAGGAGUACCGGUUCAAUACUGGUGGCACUGGAUCGACACCUCUUCCGGUAGCAUCCAUGGCCGAGACGUAUAUGCCAGCCCCCGUGCCGCCUCCACCUGCGCCGAAGCCAUUCUCGUUUGAUGAUCUUCUUGGAGACUCGGCAAGCGAUACACCUACUUCUUCGUCCUCUUCUUCUGCAUCAAGAAAGGGGUCCCCGCCUAGUUCUCGCAGUAAGACAGGAACAGGAUUGGCAGGAUCAGGGUUGGCGAACAAAGUCAAGUCGCCCCGGUCUUCGUUGGCCAAUUCUCAGUUCAGCUGGAUGUUGAAUGAUUCGGGCGAUGAUGGGUUGUCACAACCGUCGGCAGCGAAAACUGGAGGGGCAGGAGCAGGAACAGGAACGGGAGGAGGAGGAGGAGGAGCUGCUCGUACGUCGAUGGACCUCUUCUCUCCGGGAUCGAGUCGGAUGAAAAUUGAUCCCUUGGCUGGGAGUGUAAGUCGAGGAGUGGGUAUUUUGGGAGGUGGUGGUAGUAGCGCAAGUACUGCGACGGGAGGCGGAGGAGGAGCACUCCAGGAUGAUGAUCCUCUCCGGACAUGA